This is a messenger RNA of Lymnaea stagnalis (great pond snail), 3433 nucleotides long. Lineage: Eukaryota; Metazoa; Mollusca; Gastropoda; Lymnaeidae. The record is from the annotation of a GenBank genome assembly.
CAUGAAUAGAGGCCGGCACCACAAGCCAAUUAUGAUUCCUAUACUCUUAAGUACAAUAGCAGUGAUAAUUCUGUCUUCAUCAGGUAUUUAUGUAUUAAAUAAAUUUUAUUUGUUAACGUUUAUUAUAAAUACGUUUUAAGGCUGACAAUGUUUAUUCGUUUCUGCUAAAUUUGUAUGAAUUAGUUAUUUUGUUUGGUUUAAGACUUAGAAUAAAAAUGCUAGAAGAAGUGGAAAUACAAUCUUCAAGCCUUAAUGUGGAUCAAUAUAAAAUUUGCCAAGGACAUUCCUCGACAUCAAGGAUGUUUCAUUUGAAUUUUUUCACAGUUCCUUUACUUUAAUGGUUUUAUUGUUAUAAAAAUCAAAUUUAUAGAGCAACUUUAACAUUAUUUUCUCCCGAUUCAUCUUGAAAUUCGAAAAUACAUCUUUAUUUAUUUUAUUUUUUUGGGGGGUUCACACUUUUAAUAUUUAUGAAUUUUUUUUUUAGCUGAUAAGUGCUCUUUCAAAAAUAUUUAAAGGACAGUUUUAAGAAAUAUUAUGUAAAAUCAAUUCUAAAGCCAUAAAAAUAGAUUUUUAUAAUAUUCUCUUUUCAAAAACUGUCAUUGAAUAACCACAUUAAUGGAAUUCCCAGGUACGGCACUUCUGUUCGAUGUCCAACCAACAACGAUUGAGAUCGGACUCUCUAAGCGUUUUUAUCUCAAUUGUUCAUUCAACCAUGGAACUGACCCUGAGAUGUCCAGCCUGGUCUCGCUUUUUAUAUCUCGCGCUGAAGACGCAGCAAACGUGGAUUUUCAUGAGAUUGCUUCCAUCAACACAUUUUUUUGGUAAUGUCAGCAACAUGAUCCACGACAACGCUACCAUUGCCGGUGUCAUCAACAAUAUCGGUGGGUCAUUUAUCAGCAUGGAGUGGAAGUUCCCAGGCAAUGAGGUGAAGGGUCUCUACAAAUGUGCCGCUAACGGCGUUGAUGGUACGGGGCAUCCCCUUAGUGUCAUCACUACAAGUCUCGUUACAAGUGAGAUACCCGAUACCAUAAAGUUGGCCCAAGUAGUCCGUAAUCUUAUGAUCAACAUGGACUACGCUCUAGAAAACUCUUGUACAUCAGGUAUGGAACAAUCAGUACUUUUGUAAUCAAUGUAUCGCAUUUAAUAACUGGAAAAUGUUACUUGAGGUCUUAAGUUUAUUUACUUUUUUAGUAUUUCGCACAGUCAAAAAAACUUUAUUUAAGUCUUUGAAGUUAAUUUAUUAUAUAAAAAUUAUGUUAAUAAACUUGGAGCCUAUUGCUUAUUUCUUCAUACUAGAGAAUUUUACCGGCGUGGGAUAAUUGUCAAGGUAGUUUUGGAAGAGCCUCAACUGUCAGGGUUCAGUUAUUCCUGGUCCCUAAGAUAUUUUUGUGCACGUCCAGGACACACACAAAUCCCCUUGGAGGAUGGUUAACCACUUGUUUUGACAAGAGUAAAUUCUGUUGUAAAUAAAAUCUCACGUGUCCCGAAAAACCUGCAUCCUAAAUUGCAAUGAAAUUAAUUUCAAAAGAUUUUCCUUAUUCUAGUUGGGAGAUAUAAUCUAAGUAAACUGUUUGAAAUUACGAAUUCUUUUAACUUUUUUUCAUUUAGUCCUACUCGAGCGUAUACUAUACAUACAUUAAUGAUAAUAAAAAAUACAUAUUUAAAUUUUGUGUCAGGGGAAUAAAUUAUAAUCAACUUGCAAUAUGUAUUAAAUAUAUUUGUCGGGCUUCAAAACAAGGGAAUUAGGGUAAAUUACUCACACUCUGUUCACGAAGGGAAACCAUAUCAUUAUGCUGGUACUUUUGUUAUAUCUCUGUCACUCAGACCGAGACCAUGCGUCAUGAACGAAGCUCGAGCUUAUCAGUGCUGUCGCGCAAUAAUGACAGAUCACGUCGAAGGAGUCUGCAAAAAUUUAAAAAAAAACUUACAUGCAGUCAUGGGCGCCCGCAGGUAGGGGCAAGGUGGGGCACUUGCCUCCCCCUGGAUUGAUUGGAUAAAAAAAAAUUUUAGACAAAAAUAAACAAAAAAAUUAUUAAAGUAAAGAGAAAAUAAAGAGAAAGUAACUAAGCUGAUGUCCUGUCCGUUCGUUCACCAUACAAAUAUGCUACAGUAAAUUAAAACUACUUUAAAACAUUACUAAAAAAAUUUUUUGCCCCCCCCCCUGGAAAGUUAAUCGAUUUCUUUUGCCCCCCACCUGGAAAAAUAAAUCGAUUUCUUAAAACUACAUUAAAACCUUACUAAAAAAAUUUUUUGCCCCCCCCCCUGGAAAGUUAAUCGAUUUCUUUUGCCCCCCACCUGGAAAAAUAAAUCGAUUUCUUUUGCCCCCCCCCCCCAGAAAGUUUUCUGCGGGCGCCCAUGCAUGCAGUUCUGAUCGUAACAUUAUUCAAAACACCAGAGGCCGAAAGGUGUGGGACUCUCGAGACAGAACGGAACUUUGAACAAUUACACCCUGUAACCUUUCUUCACAAACCCCUUUUGUCUCUCAGCCCAUGUGUGUACUCGCCUCUUAGGUUAUCCGAGAUACGUAUUUUUUUCCCCCCACACACCACCGAUCUUUAAUGUGGGAUAAAACUUCGAAGACUGAUUAAUAUAUUUGCAAUUCAUUUCUUAAUAGUUCAUUAUUUUUACGUUUGGUUUUACAAAAUUUCCAGGUUGUUGGCAGGGCCGGUUGGAACGGAUGAAAAAUGCGGUGUUUGACAUAUCCACUUUAUACAAUGGUCACAGAUAUCUGUUGUCUAAAAUGUACAACCUUGCCAACGUUCCCGUGGCCCAAGAAUCUUGUGAACUCUAUGGAGGUUACCUCGCAGAGAUUGAUGAUGAAAAUGAGAUGCUGUUUGUACAAAAAUUUAUGGAAUUACAUAGAAGUGAUAGUUAUAUAUUUGUUGUGAUUGGAGGAACGGAUGAAGGCCACGAACAUCAUUGGGUUUUUGAUCGAAGUGGAAGGAACGUCACGUAUACGAAAUGGAUUUCCGGUCACCCAUUAACUAAUCCUACACUUAACUGUCUCUUCCUACAUCGAGAUUAUGGCUGGACUAUGGAUGAUUAUUUAUGCCUCGACAUUAAUCGAACCUAUAAUUUUAAGUACCUCUGCGAGUUACCCGACCAAUGACGGGAUCUCUGAAUCAAGUAUAUGAAACUAUAAAAUGUCGUUUGAAUAUUUUUCUGUAACUUUCAAAAAAAGAAAAUAAAUAAAAAAAAAUAAAACAGUAAUAUCUUUACUGUAAUUAUUUUUAAUGUAUUCCUUGUUUUAGGUUUGAACUUUAAUAAAGUAUUUUCAAAAGAAAAUAAUGAUCCUUGAUAAACUUUUACAUUUUUGUUACCGGAGUUGUUUCAUGAACUUCGAUGGUUAUGGUUUUUUUAUUAUUCGUUGAGUUUUUUUUUUUAAAUUUAGAUUUUAUUUCCGAUGUAACCAUAAAUAAAAUGCAUCGUAUUU